Phlebotomus argentipes is the source of this 585-nucleotide messenger RNA. Its product is annotated as odorant receptor 33c-like. Gene Ontology annotation, biological process: sensory perception of smell; detection of chemical stimulus involved in sensory perception of smell. Bases 1 to 585 code for a protein of 194 amino acids. Gene Ontology annotation, molecular function: odorant binding; olfactory receptor activity. Gene Ontology annotation, cellular component: plasma membrane. The transcript has a single exon. The record is from RefSeq and is a predicted model, not a curated record. NCBI's taxonomy places the organism in Eukaryota, Metazoa, Arthropoda, Insecta, Diptera, Psychodidae.
AUGGCAACAAUUGAUUUGAGUGUUCUUUUCAUCGGACUUCAAGUCAUGGCAGCUCUCAACGUCCUUAACGAUUACAUGGAACUCAUCGACAAGAAGACGAAAGAUAAGGAUGAAGAAAAGGCUGAAGACAGACGCGAUUUCUUGAAAGUUAUUAUUUUGCGUCACAACGAAAUGAUCAGGAAUGUUUGCUUGUUUAACGAAGCCAUUGAAAAAGUGUCAUUUGUGGAAUUCUCAACUGGCAUUUUGCUACUGAUAUUCGGUUUUGCCUUCACUCGACAGAAAAACGAUAAUAUUCCAGCAUAUAUUCUGUGCUUCACUGUGCUCAUGAAAAUAUUUAUGCUCUGUUUCUUCAGUGAAAUCAUCAAAACGAAAAUUGAGAGACUUUCGGAGACUCUCUAUCAAACUUAUUGGUACGAAUUGAGCCUGAAGGACCAGAAAACGUUCCUUCUGAUCCUCGCGAUGUCGCAAAGAGAGCACAAUUUGAGGGCCGCUGGAAUGUACGACGUUAACUUGAAUGCCUUCGUUCAGAUCGUCAAGUUGGCUUGCUCUUAUUGCGCCAUUCUUUACAUAUUUCUGAACGAAUAA